Molecule: messenger RNA, 1492 nt
Organism: Musca vetustissima
Lineage: Eukaryota; Metazoa; Arthropoda; Insecta; Diptera; Muscidae
Gene: r-l
Product: uridine 5'-monophosphate synthase
Exons: 3
Coding region: 17-1492 (491 amino acids)
Biological process (GO): 'de novo' UMP biosynthetic process; 'de novo' pyrimidine nucleobase biosynthetic process
Molecular function (GO): orotate phosphoribosyltransferase activity; orotidine-5'-phosphate decarboxylase activity
Source: RefSeq, a predicted model, not a curated record
AGACACUCAAGGAAAAAUGUUGGCCAAAAAUGCUGAAGCAAUGAAAGCGCUGGCGCUUAAAUUAUUCGAAAUUAAUGCCUUUAAAUUUGGCGAUUUCAAAAUGAAAGUUGGCAUUAAUUCGCCGGUGUAUUUUGACCUUCGUGUUAUUGUCAGCUAUCCGGAAGUUAUGCAAACUGUCUCGAAUCUUAUACAAGAUUACAUUAAGGAACACAAUUUGAAUGCCAAACAUGUUUGCGGUGUACCGUACACCGCCUUGCCCUUGGCUUCGAUUGUCUCCGUGCAACAGAACAUUCCAAUGUUGGUGCGACGCAAAGAGGCCAAAGCCUAUGGUACCAAAAAGCUGAUCGAAGGCAUUUACAGUGCCGGAGACACGUGUCUCAUUGUUGAGGAUGUCGUCACAUCCGGUUCAAGUAUUUUGGAUACGGUUAAAGAUUUACAAAGCGAAGGAAUUGUGGUGACCGAUGCCGUUGUUGUCGUUGACCGUGAACAGGGUGGUGUGGCAAAUAUUGCCAAACAUUCGGUACGCAUGCAUUCUCUCUUCACGUUGUCAUUCUUGUUGAACACCCUAUUGGAUGCCGGUAAAAUUCAACGUGAAACUGUUGAAUCGGUGGCUAAAUAUAUUGCCGCGGUACAAAUUGAUUCGGAUGGCAAUUUCUUGGGUAGUAAAAAGGAAGUUGUUAACGAUUUUGUACGCACAAAAAUCCCCUUUGAAAAUCGUGCCAAUUUGGCAAAAUGUGAGUUGGCUAAAACUUUAUUCAAUUUAAUGGCCAGCAAGAAGACGAAUCUUUGCCUCGCCGCCGAUGCCACCAAAUGUAAUGAAGUUUUGGAAGCUGCCGACAAAUGUGGACCCUACAUCUGCUUGCUGAAGACCCAUGUUGAUAUUUUGGAAGAUUUCAACGAACAAUUCGUACAAGAUUUAGUCGCCUUGGCGAAGCGUCACAAUUUCCUUCUCAUGGAAGAUCGUAAAUUUGCCGAUAUUGGCAACACGGUUUCAUUGCAAUAUGCCAAGGGUCUGUAUAAAAUUUCCUCCUGGGCAGAUUUGGUGACCGCCCAUACAUUGCCUGGACGCAGUAUUAUUUCCGGUUUAAAGGCUGGCCUUAGUGGUGAGGAAAAACCCCGUGGUGUCUUCCUUUUGGGUGAAAUGUCUGCCACAGGAAAUUUAAUUGAUGACAAAUAUAAGGAAGCCUCCGCCAAAAUUGCCACCGAGGGUGCUGAUGUUGAUGUUGUUGCUGGCAUGGUCUGCCAAUCGUCUGAGUGUUUUGCUUUCCCCGGUUUAAUUCAAUUGACACCGGGUGUUAAAAUCGAUGAAACCACAGAUGCGUUGGGUCAACAAUACAACACUCCCGAAUAUGUGGUUAAGGAUAAGGGUGCCGAUAUUGCUGUUGUCGGACGUGGUAUUAUGUCGGCCAAAUCAUUGGAAAAGGCUGCUGUCCUAUAUCGUGAUCGUUUGUGGGCUGCUUAUACAGAUCGUUUGGCCACCACCAAGCAAUGA